CUCUCCUCGGCACGCGGCCUUCCGCCGGCCACCGAGCGCCGGCCGACGCGGGCGGCCUCCACAGGCUUGCAGCUCCUCCCAGUUCCUAGAGCGGCUUGGUGCGGCCUGGCGCUUCCGCUUCCCGUCCCCGCCCCCGGCGGCCGCCCCCGGGACGCCUGGGUCCGAGCCCCCUCCCCAUUUGGCGCGGAGCCCGCAUACCCCGGCCGCCGGCGGCUCCGGCAGCGAAACCCCGCCAAGGAGCUCGUGAGGGCGCCGGUGUGGCACAGCCGGAGGCGGCUGGGAGGAGAAGGGGGCGCUGCGGGCCGGAAGGAGCAGCAGGGCGGCGUGCGGGCGAUGGAGCGCGCGGUGGAGCCCUGGGGCCCGGAUCUCCAGGGCGCAGAGGAGAGGGAGCAGCUGAGAGGCGCCCGCACAGGUUUAGGGAGUGAGAAUGUGGAGAUUUCUCAGCCGGAUGAGUUUGAACAUCCCCCCCAGGAGGAUGACUUGGGGUUCAAGGAAGAGGAAGAUCCGGCUCCAGGUCAUGCCUCUCUCAAACCUGAAGGCAUCCAGACCUGGGAUGACUUGUGGGUCCAGAGAGAGGGACCGGGAAAACCUCAGGCUCGGGACAGAGGUCCCCGGCUCCUGGGAGAGCCACGCUGGGGCCAGGCUAGCGAUCGGGCUGCCGUGUGUGGUGAGUGUGGCAAGAGCUUUCGGCAGAUGUCAGAUCUGGUGAAACACCAGCGGACCCACACAGGGGAGAAACCCUACAAGUGUGGGGUCUGCGGCAAGGGCUUUGGGGAUAGCUCUGCCCGUAUCAAACACCAGCGAACUCAUAGUGGUGAAAAGCCCUACAGAGCCCGACCACCAGCCCAGGGUCCCCCAAAGAUUCCUCGGUCCAGGAUCCCGGCUGGUGAGCGCCCCACUAUCUGCGGUGAAUGUGGCAAGAGCUUCCGGCAGAGUUCUGACCUGGUGAAACACCAGCGGACACACACGGGUGAGAAGCCCUACAAAUGUGGCAUCUGCGGCAAGGGCUUUGGUGACAGUUCUGCUCGUAUAAAGCACCAGCGGACACACCGGGGGGAGCAGCCACCCCGGCCCGUGGUGCCCAGACGGCAGCCUUCUCGAGCAGCCACGGCAGCCCCACAGGGACCCAAGGCCCAGGACAAGCCAUAUAUCUGCACCGAUUGUGGCAAAAGAUUUGUGCUCAGCUGCAGCCUUCUGAGCCACCAGCGCAGUCACCUGGGGCCCAAACCUUUUGGCUGUGAUGUGUGUGGAAAGGAGUUUGCCCGGGGCUCAGACCUGGUGAAGCACCUGCGGGUGCACACGGGAGAGAAGCCCUACCUGUGCCCUGAGUGUGGCAAGGGCUUUGCCGACAGCUCUGCCCGGGUCAAACACCUCCGCACCCACAGUGGGGAGAGGCCUCACGCCUGUCCGGAAUGUGACCGCACCUUCAGCCUCAGCUCCACCCUCCUCCGCCACCGCCUCACUCACAUGGAGCCCCAGGACUUCAGCUUCCCAGGCUACCCUUUGGCCCCCCUGAUCCCCAGCCCACCCCCCAGCUCAAGCCCACCCCCACCUCCUCUUGGCACAAGCCCCCCACUGACACCUCGAAGCCCUUCACACUCAGGUGAUGGGCCUUUUGGCCUGCCUGGCUUGGAGCCAGAGCCCGGGGGCCCACAGGCUGGGGAGCCACCCCCACCACUGGCAGGUGACAAGCCCCACAAGUGCCCUGAGUGUGGCAAGGGCUUCCGCCGAAGCUCGGACCUGGUGAAACACCACCGUGUGCACACAGGGGAGAAACCCUACCUCUGCCCUGAAUGCGGCAAGGGUUUUGCUGACAGCUCGGCCCGAGUCAAGCACCUCCGCACCCACCGAGGUGAACGGGCUCGGCCACCACCACCAUCCACUCUCCUGAGGCCACAUAACCCCCCUGGCCCAGCACCCAUGGCCCCUCGACCCCGAGUCCGAGCCCAGCCCUCUGGACCCAGCCAGCCCCAUGUGUGUGGCUUCUGUGGGAAGGAGUUUCCCCGGAGCUCAGAUCUGGUCAAACAUAGGCGAACACACACUGGGGAGAAGCCAUAUAAGUGUGCAGAGUGUGGCAAAGGUUUUGGUGACAGUUCUGCCCGAAUCAAGCACCAGCGUGGGCACUUGGUCCUGAGGCCCUUUGGGACAGGGGAUGGUCGGGCAAGGCCCCUCAAAGAGGAGCCGCCAACAGGACUGGAAUGAUGGGGUCCAGGGAAGGUGGAGGCCCAGGAGACCAAAGGGAGGGUAUCGGCUGCUUAAGCAGAGAAGAAAGGGCCGGGGAGGUGGUGGGAGGGAGAAGAAGGGGAAGAAAUGGGAGAAAGGAGUGAAUAGAUAGAAAUAGAGAUUGGAGACAAUGACCUUGAAGCUCAGGAAACUGUCCUGGCUGGGCUCAGUCAGGAUCUUGACAGCGUGGUCUAUACCCCCAGCUUCUAGAACACUGCCUUGUACUCUGAAUAGUGUAGGCACUCAAUAAGUACUUGUUGAAUGAAUAAACUGGCCUUAGCCUGAGGGCCCUUAAAGAACUCUAAAUUCCUGCUGCCUCUUAACCUGUUAAGGAUUGCUCCUACCCAACCUUGCCCUUAGGAGACCAGCACCCUGGCCAGCACCAAACAGGGUUUGACCUGUGUUUACAACAGCGAGACUUCAGGAGUUUGGGGUGGUAGAGAGGCAGGAGCAUCUUGAACCUUCUGAUGGGGAGAGUGUUGCUGUGUGGACUGCAGUACGCAGGCUCAGGCCCCUGGACAUGGCCUUAGCCAGGAAGGGCGCUCUUGGACAGCCCAGACCCAUCUGCCCUGGAGAACCCCAACCUGCCCUGACACCUGGACACUGGCAGAAUAGACCAGAGACAGCAGAAGGAGCACUCCUACACUCGAUGCCAAGCCCAGGUGCUGGUGGACGUCAGCAGAGACAAACUGGCUGGGAGAAGGGCAGGACUGGAGUGAGGAGAGGCCAGGGAAGCUCCAAGGCAGGACAGCCACAUUUCCAUGUAUCUCCUUGCCAAUAAACUUUCUUGUCUGAA
This is a messenger RNA of Leopardus geoffroyi (Geoffroy's cat), 3019 nucleotides long. RefSeq names its product zinc finger protein 48 (gene ZNF48). Gene Ontology annotation, biological process: regulation of transcription by RNA polymerase II. NCBI's taxonomy places the organism in Eukaryota, Metazoa, Chordata, Mammalia, Carnivora, Felidae. The transcript is spliced from 3 exons. Bases 334 to 2202 code for a protein of 622 amino acids. Gene Ontology annotation, molecular function: DNA-binding transcription factor activity, RNA polymerase II-specific; RNA polymerase II cis-regulatory region sequence-specific DNA binding. The record is from RefSeq and is a predicted model, not a curated record.